Messenger RNA from Amphibalanus amphitrite, 2524 nucleotides. RefSeq lists its product as uncharacterized. The coding region runs from base 412 to 2364 and encodes 650 amino acids. NCBI's taxonomy places the organism in Eukaryota, Metazoa, Arthropoda, Thecostraca, Balanomorpha, Balanidae. The transcript is spliced from 4 exons. The record is from RefSeq and is a predicted model, not a curated record.
GCGCAUCUGGUAAAACCUACCGUCCUAGCAGGCAGCACAGCUGGCCCACCUCUACGAGUGCGCUCCCGUCGCCUGGGGCGGUGCCCUGACCGCGGCCCGGGUCAGCUGAGCGCGCCGCCCGCCUCAGUCGGUGGCCCGGCGGUCGGUGGGGAGCGGCUGUGCGCGGCUCCGGUCGGUCUCUGCGGUGGACACGGGUCGCCCGCGACUACACCGACCCUCCGGACACUCAGGACGCGCGCUCUGGAGGCGGCCACCCUGGGGAGCUCACCCGGAACGUCAUCGUCUUCUCCGUCCGUCUCGAACGCCGCCAGCCUGGGUCUCCCGGCCGAGUCGGAGGGCUCUCCGCUGACGCCGGCGGCUGUCGAUCGGCGCCGCUCUCCGCACACACCGCGGCAGCACCGUCUCUCGGUGAUGAUCGAGGAGCCGGACAGCCGGUGGAGGAUGUCGGAGCGGCGCAUCUUCUGCCUGUCGCUGACGGUGCUGCUGAUGCUGCUGCUGGUGGGUCUGCUGGUCGGCAUGGUGACCUGGUACCGCACCCAGUCGGACGCGCAGCUGGCGAUGGCCGAGCAGCAGCGGCUCUGGCGGGGCCGCCUCCUCCAGUGUCAGCAAGGUCGCCGGUCGGCCGAGACCCGUCUGGUGGCCGCUGCCUCUCGCGUCGGCUCCCUGUUCGAGGAGGGCUCGCCUUACCACCGAGCCGCGCUGCAGGGCCUCCGGGACGCCAACGCACGCGCCAGCGUGGGCCGGCCGCUGCUGCAGGCGGCCGCGCCGGACGGAGGCGGCGACCAGGGACCGCCGGCCCUCUCCAACGUCACUCUCGUCAGCGCCAACGUGUCCGCCACGGGCGACACUCUGGCUGCUGUCCAGCAGCUGUACGCGGACGGGGUGCGGCUGUUUAUCGGGUUCCCGGACAGCGACGAGCUGCUGCGCGCCGUGCAGUGGGCCUCGCAGCACGCGCCCGACGCCGUGCUCGUCUCGCCGACGGCCACGGCCGGUGACCUGCAGUCGGACUCGGGCAAUCCGCUGCUGCUCAGUCUGGGGGACGCGGCGCUGGCGGCGGCGCUGCUCUGCCUGCUGCGCCAGCGCUCUGUCCGGCACCUGGUGCCCGUGGCGGCCGACACCACCUACGGCCGCAGCGUGGUCGAGGAGCUGCGCCGCGCCGCGCUGUUCGACGGCGCCGCCACGGCCGUCACCGAGCCGGUCUGGUACCGGCCGGCCGACGCGGCGGCGGCCGCCGGCCGCGGCGCCGUCAUCCGGGCGGCGGCCGACGCGGUGUCCGCGCUGGCGGCGCCGCCGGCCACCGUCGGCCUGCUGUUCGUCUCCGGCGCCGAGAUGCGCCACUUCCUGGAGGAGGGCGGCUGGGACUCGCGGCUCUCGGCCGCCCAGUGGUUCGGCACCGACUCGGUGGCGCUGCGGGACGACAUCCUGGCCUCGCCGGCGGCCCGCGCGGCGGCCGUCCGCGUCAAACUGACGGCGCUCAUCUACUCCGGGGCGGACGCGGCCAGCGCGGCCGAGCAGUGGGCCGUGCUGCGCCGGCUGACCACGGGCGCGCAGCAGCCGGCGCCCAGCGUGCUGCGCGCCUACGACGGCGCCGCCCUGCUGGCCGAGCUGGGACACCUGCUGCUCGGCCACGGCAACACGACCGGCGCGCUGGCCGCGCUGCGGGCCUCCGUGCGCGCGGGCGUCACCGGCGCCGCCGCCGUCAGGGACGGCUCGCGCCGCGCCGGCGGACGGUUCGCCGUGACCCGGGUAGUGGCGCGCGCGGACCUGGAGCGCGAGCUGCUAGCGGCGCCGGACGCCGGCCCGGCGCUGUGGGCGGUGACUGGCCAGGUGCGGAUCGAGGCGGACCCGCAGCAGGGCGCCUACCUGGGCCGCAUGGUGCUGAGCUCGGCCGGCGCCGGCCUGCACCUGGUGCGCCGCAGCGACGUGCGCGCCCUGUACGCGGCGCUGGGCGGCUGCGGCGGCGACGGCCUGCAGCUGACGGCCACUGCGCCGGCCGGCGCCGCCGAGCUGAGCGCGGCCCGGCGCGCCGCCGAGCUGCCCGAGCGGCUGCUGGUGUCUGCCGCCCGGCCGGCGCGGCUCGAGCUGCACUGCGCCGCCUCCGAGUCGGGCCUGCUGCACCUCAGCCUCCGCUGUCCGGCCGUCCAGCUGCCCGGCGCCGACACCGUGUUCUGCCUGGCGCAGUACUACCGCCUGGUGGGCGCCAACGUCACCAGAGCCUCUGCGUCGGCCGUGCGGUGGCGCCACGAGCGGCGGCUGGUGGGCUGCGGGGCGGCGCCGGCCGAGUGUCUGGACCGGCCCUGCCGGGAGCAGCGCUCCUGUAUCACCGCGCUCACUGACGAGCUCGGCACGUGGCUCAAGGAGUGAGGCACUGCCGGCUCCACGGAGGGCCAAAACUGACGGCCCACGUCGACAAGCCGGCUGGACGGCGACAAUGUUGACCGCCAUCUUUAAAUUGUUUAAAUGUACCGGAUUGUUAGUGCUGUAUUACAAUAUCAACUCGAAUAAAUAUACACCUUGAAACUCA